Molecule: messenger RNA, 2073 nt
Organism: Cornus florida
Lineage: Eukaryota; Viridiplantae; Streptophyta; Magnoliopsida; Cornales; Cornaceae
Product: two-pore potassium channel 3-like
Exons: 2
Coding region: 281-1561 (426 amino acids)
Biological process (GO): potassium ion transmembrane transport; stabilization of membrane potential
Cellular component (GO): plant-type vacuole membrane
Molecular function (GO): potassium ion leak channel activity
Source: RefSeq, a predicted model, not a curated record
AAUAAAACCCAAAUAUUUUAAGAUCCAAUCGAAGUAUCAGAGAGCUUAAUCCCACCUCUCUCUCUCUCUCUCUCUCCAACUUUCUCUAUAUAUUGCAUGCAUCCAUUGUUUUACCAUCUUCCCAUUAGUUUUUUUUUAAUGGUUGAAAGAGUUCGUUUCUGUUCAUUUCAUCAUCCUCUCUACCUAAACCAACCCACAUCACAAAACCGCUUUAUAACAGCGAACCCACCUGUGUUUUGGUAUUCCAGCUGACAGAAUAGCAGUUUUCCGGCGAACCCAGAUGGAGAAAGAACCAUUUCUUCCACAUAUCAUCAACUCCAGAAGGCCACAACCACCACCACCGCCACUACUCUGUCCCCUCCCAGAGAACGAUGAAAUCUCUAUUCCUCUCCCUCUAACCCCAUCAGAACUCAAAGACCGCCUAAUCUUUGGACCCUCCUCCUCAUCAUCCCCCAAAGACCCAUCUCCACUCGUUGAUGCUCUCCUAAGCCCAACCCUAAAUUCCCCCAAAUCCUCCACCUCUUCUUCAAAUCCCACAUACCCUGACCCACCAAAUCAACAGUCUUGGUUGAUUGACCCCUUUUAUUCAUGGACCAAAAGCAACCUCCACCGGUCGAAAACCGCCCCGGCUAUGGCGGCAAUCAACGAUGUCAUCCGCGCUUCAGUGCCGAAACCGCCUCAAUUCACUUCUUCAUCAAUCGUUCGUCAGUCUUUUGUCCUUUUGGUAAUUUAUUUGACUCUUGGUGUGAUUAUAUAUUGGUUUAAUCAGGAUGAUUUUAGUGCAACUAACACACACCCAGUUGUUGAUGCUUUGUAUUUUUGUAUCGUGACAAUGUGUACAAUUGGGUAUGGUGAUAUUACUCCAAAUAGUACUACCACAAAGUUGUUUUCAAUAAUGUUUGUGUUGGUGGGGUUUGGUUUUGUUGAUAUUUUACUUACUGGGAUGGUUAGUUAUGUGCUUGAUUUGCAAGAGAAUUAUCUUUUGAGGACUGUGAAAGCUGGGGGAGACCAUAAUAAUAUGCCUAGGUCAUAUAUAAUUGAUGUGAAGAAGGGGAGGAUGAGGAUUCGGAUGAAGGUGGGGUUGGCAUUGGGAGUUGUGGUUCUUUGUAUUGGGGUUGGAGUGGCUGUUAUGCAUUUUGUUGAGAGGCUUGGAUGGUUGGAUUCAUUUUAUCUUUCGGUUAUGUCGGUCACCACUGUUGGGUAUGGUGACAGGGCAUUUAAGUCCUUGCCUGGUCGGAUUUUUGCAUCGAUUUGGUUGCUUGUGUCCACACUUGCUGUUGCUCGGGCCUUUCUUUACUUGGCCGAGGCAAGGGUGGAUAAACGGAAUAGGAGGAUGGCAAAAUGGGUGCUUGGUCAGGAUAUGACUGUCUCCCAGUUUCUUGCUGCUGAUAUUGACAACCAUGGUUUUGUUAGUAAAUCAGAAUACGUCAUAUACAAGCUCAAGGAGCUGGGAAAGGUCUCGGAAAAAGACAUCUUGCUGAUAUGCAAAAAAUUUGAACGGCUAGACACUGGCAACUGUGGGAAAAUUACUCUUGGUGAUCUCAUGGAAAGUCACAACUGAGAUAUACAAAUGGGGUUCGUUCUGCCAGGUGAACAAAGUUGUGGCACCACAUGGACUUGCCCUCACGAGUCAUAUUGUCUCAGAUUCAGCAGAAAGGCUAGUUUGUGUGUGAAUUGUACAAAAAGCUGCUCUUUUACGAACUAAGAUGCCCCGAUCAGUUGAUCCUUGUGUUUAAGGAUCCUGACCAUCGAUCAGAGUGAGCCAUCUCUUCGGUAUAAUGGUGCAUAGCAAAAAAAUCUGUCAUGGCUUCAUCGGUAAACUAGUAUCAUCAAUCUUCUGUAUCCAUUGUAUAUUCUCUCCAUCCUGUGAACUUUUUUUUUUUUUUUCUUUUUGUCGGUGGGCAUUGUGGCUUCAACUCAAGCCACUUAAAAUCCUUUAUGUAUUUUGUUUUUCUUUUUUUCAAGGCAAGUUAGAUUAAUAAAUGUAUAGAGUUAAAAGUUUAACACUCUAAAAUUUACCAGAUGCACUAACUCAAUGAACUAUCGAGUCAUCUGCCUUUAUGUAUUUUGUUA